CCUGGUACUACUGGCGCUCUCCUGUGUUGCCACAUGUUGGUGCUAUCCUCUUCAGGAUGGUCCCGGAGGACAAAAAAAUGAAGGCCCUGGAGGUCCAGAAAAUCCAGAAAGACAAGGCCCGGGAGGUCCCGAAGGUCCCGGAGGUCCCGGAGGACAAGAAAGACAAGGCCCCGGAGGUCCCGGAGGACAAGAAAGACAAGGCCCUGGAGGUCCCGGAGGACAACAAAGACAAGGCCCUGGAGGUCCCGAAGGUCCCGGAGGACAAGAAAGACAAGGCCCCGGAGGUCCCGGAGGACAAGAAAGACAAGGCCCGGGAGGUCCCGGAGGACAACAAAGACAAGGCCCUGGAGGUCCCGGAGGUCCCGGAGGACAAGAAAGACAAGGCCCCGGAGGUCCCGGAGGACAACAAAGACAAGGCCCUGGAGGUCCCGAAGGUCCCGGAGGACAAGAAAGACAAGGCCCCGGAGGUCCCGGAGGACAAGAAAGACAAGGCCCGGGAGGUCCCGGAGGACAACAAAGACAAGGCCCUGGAGGUCCCGGAGGUCCCGGAGGACAAGAAAGACAAGGCCCCGGAGGUCCCGGAGGACAAGAAAGACAAGGCCCGGGAGGUCCCGGAGGACAACAAAGACAAGGCCCUGGAGGUCCCGGAGGACAACAAAGACAAGGCCCUGGAGGUCCCGAAGGUCCCGGAGGACAAGAAAGACAAGGCCCCGGAGGUCCCGGAGGUCCCGGAGGACAAGAAAGACAAGGCCCCGGAGGUCCCGGAGGACAACAAAGACAAGGCCCUGGAGGUCCCGAAGGUCCCGGAGGACAAGAAAGACAAGGCCCCGGAGGUCCCGGAGGUCCCGGAGGACAAGAAAGACAAGGCCCCGGAGGUCCCGGAGGACAAGAAAGACAAGGCCCGGGAGGUCCCGGAGGACAACAAAGACAAGGCCCUGGAGGUCCCGGAGGACAACAAAGACAAGGCCCUGGAGGUCCCGAAGGUCCCGGAGGACAAGAAAGACAAGGCCCCGGAGGUCCCGGAGGACAAGAAAGACAAGGCCCGGGAGGUCCCGGAGGACAACAAAGACAAGGCCCUGGAGGUCCCGAAGGUCCCGGAGGACAAGAAAGACAAGGCCCCGGAGGUCCCGGAGGACAAGAAAGACAAGGCCCGGGAGGUCCCGGAGGUCCCGGAGGACAAGAAAGACAAGGCCCCGGAGGUCCCGGAGGACAACAAAGACAAGGCCCUGGAGGUCCCGAAGGUCCCGGAGGACAAGAAAGACAAGGCCCCGGAGGUCCCGGAGGACAAGAAAGACAAGGCCCGGGAGGUCCCGGAGGACAACAAAGACAAGGCCCUGGAGGUCCCGAAGGUCCCGGAGGACAAGAAAGACAAGGCCCCGGAGGUCCCGGAGGACAAGAAAGACAAGGCCCGGGAGGUCCCGGAGGACAACAAAGACAAGGCCCUGGAGGUCCCGGAGGUCCCGGAGGACAAGAAAGACAAGGCCCCGGAGGUCCCGGAGGACAAGAAAGACAAGGCCCGGGAGGUCCCGGAGGACAACAAAGACAAGGCCCUGGAGGUCCCGGAGGACAACAAAGACAAGGCCCUGGAGGUCCCGAAGGUCCCGGAGGUCCCGGAGGCCGGAGAUAGGCCAACACCUCCUCAACAAAGGAACUGACAAGAUGGCACUUCUUUGAAAUAAAACCAAUGAACACUGAAA
Molecule: messenger RNA, 1697 nt
Organism: Haliotis rufescens (red abalone)
Lineage: Eukaryota; Metazoa; Mollusca; Gastropoda; Lepetellida; Haliotidae
Product: protein PELPK1-like
Exons: 14
Coding region: 57-1655 (532 amino acids)
Source: RefSeq, a predicted model, not a curated record